CCUUGUCCCCAUCUGCGUCCCUCAGACCCUCGAGUUGAGGCCACCGCCUUCAGUCCCCCACCAUCCUCCCCCUCCCCAGCUCCCACCCCUGCCUGUGGGGCCUGGAAACGAGAGAGGAAAUGACUGGGACGCUCUGGUCCCCGCCUGCCUGCGUCCGCGCCCGUGGCCACACCCUCCACCCUGAGGCAGCUCCCACGCGGUACUCUGACACUUCAGUCUGGAGAUCUCCAGCUUAGAUAUGUCACUGUUCAGUCGCCUGUGUCUCCUCACUAUUGUCGCCCUGAUUCUGCCCAGCAGAGGGCAGACACCAAAAAGGCCCACAUCCAUUUUUACAGUGGACCAGACUUCUGCAACUACUCACGACAAUGUCUCAGAUCCAGAUCAAACCAGCCCAGGAGUCCAGACCACCCCUUCCAUCUGGACCAGUGAAGUAGAAGCCACAGGAAGCCAGACAGCAUCCAAAACCGAGACCCAGCAACUGACAAAAAGGACCACCUCGAAUCCAGUGUCAGAUCCAGGACCACAUACAAGCAGCAAGAAAGGUACCCCUGCAGUCUCCAGGAUCGAGCCUCUCAGCCCAUCCAAAAACUUCAUGCCUCCAUCCUACAUUGAAUAUCCACAGGAUUCGAAUGAGAACAACCCCUUCUACUACGAUGAUACCACCCUCCGGAAACGGGGACUGCUGGUGGCGGCGGUGCUGUUCAUCACGGGAAUUAUCAUUCUCACUAGUGGGAAGUGUAGGAAGUUGUCUCAAUUUUGCCUGAAUCGCCACAGGUGAGUGCGGGCCAGCAUCCUGAUGGGCACCCCAGCUGGAGCCUCCAAACUACACCAACUCACCACCCCCUGCCUCCUCCCUCUACCCCAAGAGCCUACAGAGUGAUCAACAUGAAAGAAUCCUGAAAGGAAGAGGCCACUGGAGGGAGUCGGGCUUAAGGCUAACUAUCUUCCCACCCUGGGGGGAGAGGUCUCCCUAGGCACUGCUGUGGCCCUAUCUAUGCUGUUCAGAUAAAUCCACAUGGUCUCUUC
Mus caroli (Ryukyu mouse) is the source of this 1026-nucleotide messenger RNA. It is a transcript of the gene Fxyd5, whose product is annotated as FXYD domain containing ion transport regulator 5. Gene Ontology annotation, biological process: regulation of sodium ion transmembrane transporter activity. Gene Ontology annotation, cellular component: membrane. The record is from RefSeq and is a predicted model, not a curated record. NCBI's taxonomy places the organism in Eukaryota, Metazoa, Chordata, Mammalia, Rodentia, Muridae. Gene Ontology annotation, molecular function: sodium channel regulator activity.